AUGAAGGAAAAGAAGGAGAUUCGAGAGAAACAAGCAGCAACCCAUGAGUCCAUAGCAGAGGAAAAGCUUAAGCUUUCGGCGGCUCAAGCCAAACUGAGGUGGCUCAAAGGAAAAGUAAGUUUUACUUGUAGCUUGCUUGCAAAUUCUCUGUUUUACCAAUUUAACCCCAAUAUCCACCUACACUGUACAAAUUCUCCAAACUGAUCUCCAUACAUUUCCUCAAAGAAUUAGCUGAGAGAAAUUAAUAUUAAAGGUCAAACCAUUGUCCCUUUGGUGAUUAUUAUUCAUUCUCAGAACCUUUUCUCUUGAUUGUGUAUUGAUAUUGUUAAGAGAAAACUGAUGUUGGUCACUCUCAAGACUUGUAGUGGCCUGGUCUCUCCAAGUGACCAUGAAAUGUAUGAAAAUGAAUUUGCACACCCUUUUAGUACAGUCGGCUCAUUGUCAUACUACCUUUCAGAAACAACAAAUUGAUCAGGAUCAAUUCCCAACUGUAUAGGGUCUAGCAGCGUAAGAAACGGCUCCAUAAUAUCAUGUACUAUUGUAUACUGUAGGCACGUAUUGUCUCUGUUUUUGUAAGCUAUUUAAUAUGUGAAAUGGUAUGAUUUUGCUGCAUGUGCCUAUUCAGUACUCUGAAAGCAACAAUACAUGUAGGUUUCAGUUGAAGUCUUAUGUGUCAUACAAGUACAAGGUAUACACUUCUGUGGUGCAUUACUUUGCAACUUUGGCUGGGGAGAGUUGCAGGGUUGUGGAAAUAGGGCAGCACACUGUGCAUAUCACUCUCUACUCUGAAUUACACAUACGCUGCUUUGCUUAGCAGUUCUUUUCAAUGGCAUUAAAAGAAAAUUGGGGUUACUGUUCAAACUCGCCUAUCUUCUUUAAAACGUUUCUUUCUGUCGUUGCCCUGGGUUAAAAUUGUAUUUUUUUAAACAGAUUGUUAAUGCUAACAAUGAGGUUGCAGUACUUCCGGAAGGACGUCAAGAUAAAGGCCGGAAAAGCAGCUGUGAAAAGGAAAAUUUCCUCUCUUCAGUUUCAAGAUCUCGGAGAAGAAAGCAACCCACCUCUGAUGAGCUGUCAAUGAGGGCAAAGCGAAGAAGAGUGUUGGAGACGUAUAAUGCUGCCACAGAAAUCCAUGGCGACACAAGGGAGAGUAACGAGGCAGCUGCAACUGGACUUGUAGAAACCUUGGACACCAAGUUUUCCAAGAAACUUGUCAGUUCAUUAGUAUGUAACAAAUCUAAGCUGGCCAAAAAAAUUGCAUUUACUUUUCAUAAGGCUAAGUGCAAGGUGUAUGAAAAUAGUGAUGAGAACUUUCGUAAGGAAGAAACCAUUGAGACAUGUGACUGAGUAGAUCUUGUGGAAUUAAGCUUUGUGAAGCAGAAUGUUUUGCAACGACGCGUUAGUGAACUUUUAAAUGAACCUCCCUACGGCCGACAAAAUCAAACAAACAAGCGCUACAUGUUCAGAAAAACUAGUGCAAUGAAAUCAUAAGAUAAUUUCUGACUAACCUUUGCGAUAAUUCAUCGCGUUGAGAUUGCAUUUUUAUUUAUAUCUUUCAAACGUUUGAGGCUAGAGCAAAUCAGGCAAAUAUUACCGGACUUGGAACUAUUGACCUCUGACACGAGUUUCACAUCAGAAAAGCUGUUUUUAAAGCGAGCAGAACGAGAUUUUUGGGUCGCGAGGCGGCCCUGCUAGCGACAAAAUCGCGAUGAGUCUUCGUGCCGCGAGCCAAAUUUUAAAUAAGACGAAAAACCUCUUCGAAAGUCUAAAAAAUAUUACUUAAGAAUGUAAACAACAAAUCUCUGUCGGCGGUGCGGUCCGGAAGGAAAUCUUGUCGACUCAAUAUGACAGUUCUAUUGUCUUUAGAAGGAAAAAACAGAUGACGCUCGCGCGUGCGCACAAUCGGGACACUGUCCCUUUAAGACUGGCUAUGUUUUAAGAACAUUUAAAUCGACUGUUUAACUUCACUAGCCUGAUGAAUUUCUUUAAGAACUGUAUUUCUUCACCGUAUUAAAAUAAGACGCGGAGAGUUACCAGUCACAUCAAAAAACUUUCGUGACUUAAAGCACUCCUUAAGAAUAAAGGGAAGGUCAACAUACACAUGCAAAAUACUUCAUUCUACUUCAUAAGGCUAAGUGCAAGGUGUAUGAAAAUAGUGAUGAGAACAUACUUAGAAGUGUGUCAGUUUACUAUAGCAUGGGUGUCAUGGGCAAAAAGAAGUACAUGAAAGUGCGCCAUUCCUUUUCAUUUAAGAGGAUACUAUCCAAGGGGGAAAAAAUUUUCUUGCUUAAAAGUAGCGAACUGCCAUGUUUCUGCUCUUUUGCCAUACUACAAACUUGUUCAAUUUCUUGA
Molecule: messenger RNA, 2349 nt
Organism: Porites lobata
Lineage: Eukaryota; Metazoa; Cnidaria; Anthozoa; Scleractinia; Poritidae
Source: the annotation of a GenBank genome assembly